Molecule: messenger RNA, 1242 nt
Organism: Drosophila hydei
Lineage: Eukaryota; Metazoa; Arthropoda; Insecta; Diptera; Drosophilidae
Product: activating signal cointegrator 1 complex subunit 1
Exons: 4
Coding region: 127-1182 (351 amino acids)
Biological process (GO): regulation of DNA-templated transcription; DNA alkylation repair
Cellular component (GO): nucleus
Molecular function (GO): RNA binding
Source: RefSeq, a predicted model, not a curated record
GCUCUACUUAAAUAUGUAAAGUAAAUAAUACCAACUGAAUAUGAAAAACUAUCAUUGGGAAAAGUAAAAGUAGCAUUUGCUCUCAAUAAACUUGAAAACAUAAAUUUUUACAAUUUUACGAAUAAAAUGAGUCGCAAAGUUUUAGCUCCUUCUACUCAGCGCAUGAGUAACAAUCGCAACUAUCGGGUAAACACGGUACACGAAGAUUUCGGCGGCAGCAAAUGGAACGCCGCCAAUGAGAAAAAUUCAAAGGGCUACCAAGAACCAGAUCUAUAUGCCGAUGAUGAUUUUGAGGACGAUAGUGCGGAAAGUGAUAUUGAACAGUUGUCCAAUGGCAACUACAAACUGGCCCUUCACGUGCCCAAAUCUUUCUAUGGCGGUCUGAUUGGUCUCAAAGGUUCCACCAAGCGUCGCAUUGAAACAGAAACUCAGACAGAAAUCUAUGUUCCACGUCAGAAUGAAGCGUCCAAUGACUUACUCAUUCAAUCCAAUGAUCGCAAAAAUGUUUGUGCUGCGCUUCGCAAAAUUCGACUGCUCGUUGACUCUUUACGCAAGCGAAUGAGGCCCACACAUUUUUUGGCCGUCCCAUUGAAUACGGGCGAAGUGCAGAAACGUUUCAUCGAACUAAAGCAAAGCAUUUUGGAUGCCCAACUGCCAGGCAUCGAUGAAGAGCUUUUCACAUCAGAGCGCUGCAUUCAUCUCACUUUGGGUAUCUAUGUGCUGCUUGAUGAUGCUGAACGCAAAAAAGCUACCAAAGAACUUGAAACGUGUCGUCAGUAUUUGGCCGAUCUAAAUACACCAUUUGUGCUGAACAUAAAAGGUCUUGAAAUAAUGAACGAUGAUCCCAGCGCUACCAGAGUGCUCUAUGCUCAUGUGGAAUCGCCAGAGGUACAAGAGUUUGCAGACAAGUGCCUAAAGCAUUUCCAAGGCACAGGUCUUUGUGCAGCUGACAACAUUGAAAGAGAUAGCAUCAAGCUACACGUGACGGUGCUUAAUGCUCGCCAUCGCAAGGAGAAACUGAACAAGAAUGACCUAAACUCUUUUGAUGCACGCGAGAUCCUUAAGCGCUUUGGUGAUUUUGAUUUCGGAACCGCUCUAUGUAACGAAGUGAAAAUGUGUGUGCUCAACUCGUCCAAGGAUGUGGAUGACUUCUAUAAAAUAACAAGUACAUUACAAUUUUAAACAUUUUUCCCCACAUUUCUUUGAUGGUAUACACACAAUGGAUCCUUAAUAAAAAAUAUU